AAUCCGCAAAAUCGGUUUAUUUGCUGGACGAAGAGGAAAUUGAUACUCUCAAUAGGAAUCGUAAAAACCCUAAAUUUCAAACCCUAAAAACUCAGAACUAGAAGCAAUUACCAUGAAUACUCCCGAAUUUGACUUUGAUUCGCCUGUUAUUAAAGCUCUUGGUUCUCUUUUCAAGCUAACUGAAGUAUAUUUACGUGAUGAUGGUUGUUCAAAGGAUGACAUUCGACAAGCUUCUUCAUUUCCUAAACAUAUCAGAUUUACAUAUGACGAUGACGACGACGACGGCGAUGAUUACGAUGCCAACGUUAUUUCUAAGGAUAAUAGCAGCUCGAAUACGAGUGUUGAGACCUCGGAAGAGAGUGUUAUAAUGGAGGAUGCUGAUCUCUCUCAGGAGAUGAGUGCACUUGGGCUCCCACUUUCGUUCCAAACUAGCAAGCAAAGCAGUGCACAAACUAAGGGAAAACACAAAGCAACCCAGCUUAAAAAUCAAAUUAGUCCGAGUAAAUUCAGGGAUCAAGUGCUGAUUUCUGCCAAAUUGAGUGAAGAGGGCUUAUCUUAUGUGGAAUUUCAAGAUAAAACAAAUGAUUCAUCGUCCUUAUCUUUGCUGGUUCCAGAUGAACUUUCUUGCUUGAGCUCUGAUGUUAGUGAUGGUUCUGUUAAAUCGUCCAAUGUUUGUGAUGGGUCAAAACCUGCUUAUAUGGCUGAUGAAACUGACUAUUGUGGUUGUGAGAAACAGAAACGUGAGAAUGUACCAAUAAAUAUAUUAGACGAAGCACUCACUGAUGACCUGUUGGGGACUGAUUUUCAGAUGGAAAAUAAGUUAAUGUCAACUGCUGCCACAUUGGUUUUAUCGGAGAGCAGUACAUCGAGUGGACACAUUUUACUUGAUGGUUAUGUUGAGGAACACCCAAAGAGUAGAGGUUUAAUGGAACAUGUUGAUAUAAAAGACACUGAAAUGGGUAAUGGAACACAACUGGACGACUUUGACCGCGCUAUCUGUACUGAACAGAUUGAUGACAUGCCUAUACAAUACGAGAUGGUUCUUGACCAUGAUGUUAAUGACAUCAUCUCUUCUAGUGUUUGUGGUGAAUGGAGUGCGUUCUGGGAUUCGUUCUAUAUGAGAUAUUACUUUUAUAACUCCAAAACCCAUGAAUCCACUUGGAAUCCACCCCCUGGCAUGGAAAACUGUGUUCAGGGUGACAUCUCUAAUGUAAAUAACAUAUCAAAUACAGUUAAUGAACAAUUCAAUAGACAUGAGUUGGUUGAUAAAACAGGAACAAAUGGACAGACUGGGGUACAAGUAUGGAGAGCUCAAGAGUUAACAUCUGAAGAUCUAUCAUCUUGUUCGGCUGUGAUUUCCGAUAUAUCUUGUGCUAUAGAUGCAAACGAUCAUCAUGUGCAUGAUGGAGAGUGUCAGAAUGGACUUAUAAUGGCUUCUUCACCAUCUACCAUCAGCCAUCAGCAUCCUGGAAAUGGCAGAGAGCGAGAAGACUCUUAUAGCAUGUGCAAUGGCAAGUUUCUAUCAAAAGAUUCAGACUCUAUUGAAAGUCCUCGUGAGAAUGCUGGUAAAAACUUCAAUGGCAAUGUCAUAGCCCAGCUGUCAGAUACAACCUUGAGCAGUGCAGUUGAAGCAGUAUGUGAUUACCCCAUCGAUAACUUUCAGAUGGAAGAAUCGGAGUCCGUUUUCAAUUGUUUUAGCUUGCAAGAUACACCUGCUACUACCAAACGAAAGAAAAAAAGAAAAAACAGGAGGAAAAAGUCUUUCAACAAGAAUAUCGGUCAUGAGUUUCAACCAAUUGAAGAUUACUACGUUGAUAUAUCUAAAUAUUGGUCUCAAAGGUAUCUUUUAUUUUCCAAAUUUGAUAAUGGUAUACAAAUGGAUGAAGAAGGGUGGUUUUCUGUCACUCCAGAAGCUAUAGCCAGACAUCACGCUUCUCGUUCUGGUGGUGGCGUUGUGAUUGACUGCUUUGCUGGAGUUGGUGGCAAUGUAAUACAAUUUGCAAAGACGAGUAAGCACGUAAUUGCUGUUGAUAUAGAUUCGAAGAAAAUUGAUUAUGCUCAUCAAAAUGCAGCUAUUUAUGGGGUUGAAGACAAAAUUGAAUUUGUCAAUGGAGAUUGUUUUUAUCUGGCCCCAAAUUUGAAGGCUGACACAGUCUUUCUAUCACCUCCUUGGGGAGGGCCCGAUUAUCUCAAAGUGAAGUCUUACGACAUAAGUAUGCUUCAGCCACACGAUGGGAAGUAUCUUUUUAAUACUUUUAAGACAACUGCCUCGCUUAUUAUCAUGUUCUUGCCUAGAAAUGUCAACAUUGUUCAACUGGCGGAACUUUCUUUAUCUUCCGAUGCUCCAUGGUCUCUGGAAGUGGAGAAAAAUUUCUUGAAUGGUAAAUUAAAAGCUGUCACUGCUUACUUCAGCAAGACUAGUUGAGGCUUUCAGGCAAAGAUGAUUCGAGUUGUUACCCAGACCCGGGAGCUCAUAUCUGCCGUGCUAUAUGGGUAGAGUUAUUAUUAUGGUCCUAAUCAUAAUUUUUUUUCUGCCGUGUUAUAUGGUUCAAGAUUUGGCUGGUUUUGGUUCGGUCAGUUUAGCUUCAAGAAACUGGUGCGCACCUUAAAUUUACAAAGAAGUCACAAAUUUGCAACAUAGUUUCUGGUUCAAUUGGUCAUUUUGUGUGGUUCCAGAACUAGAUUUCAUAAUACCUUGGGCUGUUUGUGCUUGUUACAUUGACUGGGUUCUAAAUUUGAGGACAACAAUUUGAAUCAGAACGGAAAAUAGAGCACCAGAAUUACUUAAAAUUAUGGCACACUGGAAACUGGUGCAAGCAUUCAAACACAUACAAGGGCAGAGCAAAAACACAGGUCUUGUAUAUUUUAUAUUUUCUCAAAAUUUUGAGACCUAUAAGCAAGUAACAAUAACAAUGUUAGAGCUUUUAAUCCUAAAAUUUGUAUCGGUUGCAUGAAUCAAUAUAUAGUUUUUCGUGGUCGUCCAUGUGGAUAAACUAAUGUAAACUAAUAUGAUUAUAUGGGGCUAUAUGCAAUUGAACAUAUUGCACGUACCCAGAAUUGCCCUUAUACAUAUACAUAUUCAGAUUAGUAUUCUGUUUUUUUCCUUAAGCUUUGCCUUAUUUAAAUAUUGGUGUAUGUCCAACUAUGAUACUUCUACUCAACAAAUUCUUGUGAGAGACGGUCUCUUUGAGAGAUCAUCUCUAAUUUGUCAGCCUAUUAUCAUCUUUUAGUUUAAUCAAGCUUUAAUGGGUUGGGUUUGAGAGACGCCUCUUAAAGAGACAUCUCUCAAAGAGACGGUGGGAGACGGUCUCUCAAGAGACCAGCUGUUAUUAAUAUGAACACAAGUAUAGUUAAACCAUGCACCCCAAAUAUUUUUGUUUAAACAUUGAACCCAUUAUUCACGGUAUGUAGCUAUAAUGCUUAAUGGUGAAUCCAUAAUACUAGUAUAAGAUGGGUCGAACACUUUUCUCUGCAUAUAUGCUCAACCAAUUUAACUAC
Molecule: messenger RNA, 3498 nt
Organism: Amaranthus tricolor (Joseph's coat)
Lineage: Eukaryota; Viridiplantae; Streptophyta; Magnoliopsida; Caryophyllales; Amaranthaceae
Exons: 5
Coding region: 113-2425 (770 amino acids)
Biological process (GO): 7-methylguanosine cap hypermethylation; 7-methylguanosine RNA capping
Cellular component (GO): nucleus
Molecular function (GO): protein binding; RNA cap trimethylguanosine synthase activity
Source: RefSeq, a predicted model, not a curated record